Molecule: messenger RNA, 336 nt
Organism: Funneliformis mosseae
Lineage: Eukaryota; Fungi; Glomeromycota; Glomeromycetes; Glomerales; Glomeraceae
Source: the annotation of a GenBank genome assembly
AUGCGAAGCACUUUGGCACUAUCAAAUAAUAAAGAUGAGAAAUCAGACAAUACUCUGAAGCAAUCAUCUGCACAUAGUCAAUUAUAUAAUAUAAAGUUUGAUUAUGAUGCUUUCUUGCCUACCUUUCGUCAGCUUUGUAAUAAACACAGUGUCAUGUCGACACACGAUGAAAAAUUUGUGAAAAAUUCUUAUAGAAAGGUCGUUUCUAGGAAAUUACAAUCCAGCUUAUUGGAAGUAUCUUCGUCUUCAGUUCAGCUUUUGAUAAUGGAACAGCCAAUCCAGCGUGCGGUUAGUUCAUUAGAAUACCUGAAUGGGUUUUUCAGCCCAAGAACGUAG